GUAGAAUAGAUAUAUAAUCUAAAUCUCGCCUCCUGUAAGAAUAUUACAAAUAAAAGACGUUAAUUAUUAUUAUAUUGAUAAAAUAAAUAUAGCAAUUGCUAAUAAUUCCUACUUAGCAUACUUACUUAUAUCGCUACUAAAUAUCAAUCGUCUUAUUCCUAUUGAAGCGACUUAAUAUUGUAACCAUGGUACUAACGUAAGAGUUGGGGUCACAUUUUUAUAAGUCCUUGUACAUACAAUCACACAUAAUAUGCUUAACAGCGACUAAAUCGAACUGUACAUGCUCCAUAAUAAGUUUCCAUACCAUGCUCUCAAAUACGAUAGAAACAAUGGAUUUGACAGCUUUCUUCAUAUUUGGAGGCAUCUCGAUAUUUGAAGAAAUAUUUAAAACCCCCCAGAAGUUUCAUAAAAUCAGUUUUUUAAAUUUCUUUAAAUUUAUUUUUGACGAAAAUUGAAAGAAUACGGGAAAAUAAUGUGUUAUAUUAAUUAUACCAGGAACAAAACCGUUGAUUUUAUUCAAACUUUCCAAAAGUGCUUGUAUAAAUUGAUAUCAAGUAUCACCUUAAAUAAAAUGGUCCGUUGUUAAAACACUUAGGGCGGCGUUAAUGAGAUAAUAUAUGUUUAAUCCUGAGGCUAUGCAGUUCUGUAACACCUAUAUACGAAACUAGUCUUACCGCCAAUUUCAAAUAUUUCCAACAACAAACUAGGUUUUGAAUUCUCUUGGUUGGUGCUCGCCACCCUUAAUUGGUGCUAUUAAAAAGUAUUUAUUUACGAGAAGUCACAAAAUGAUACUGUUCACUUUGACAAGUCUUUCAAGCUCCAAUUGCAGAAAAUUGUAUUUAUGACGUACAACAGUUUUUCCUAUUAUUUCUGAAAUAGUCUGGCUAGAUUAUCGAUUAUGUAAUCGGAAUAAUUACUUAUUGCUCCUACUUUUGAUACAAGUAACCUUUUUUGUGGUCACGUAGAUAGAUCACGAAAUGGGUAAUCAGAUCAAAAAAUGACUGUCAAAUUUUCAUAGUUACUCCCAAGCGUAUCCAGGGUAAUGCGAGUAAUGCCAAACACGCCAGCGCUCGUAAGGACUGGAGCUUCAGUCUUUGUAAAGGGUAGUAAAGCAACUAAAGAGGACUCCGCGAUUACCAAGCAGUUACUGGAAUCCGUAGGAACUUGUGAGGAGGUCCCUGAGAGCCUUCUAGACCCUAUUACUGCCCUUAGUGGUUCUGGGCCCGCAUAUAUUUACGUGUUGAUAGAAGCCUUAGCUGAUGGAGCAGUUAAAAUGGGAAUGCCGAGAGAUCUGGCGUACAGAUUGGCCUCUCAAACAGUUCUUGGUGCUGGAAAGAUGGUGAGAGAUACAAAGAUCCAUCCUGGAGUAUUGAAGGACGAUGUGACGUCACCUGCUGGGUCUACAGCUGCUGGGUUGCAUUUCUUAGAACAACAAGGUUUCAGAUCGGCUGUGAUAGGUGCGAUACAGGCAGCUACUGAAAGAUGUAUCCAAGUCAGUAAGACAGACUCAAAAUGAUGCAGAUCUUCAUAAAAAAAAACACUAACAUAAGUCAUAAAUCUCAAAAAAAAGUUGACAUAGUAAUUUGUAUGAUCGUUAUUUUAGGAAAAUUAAAAUCAGUGAAUGUGAAAAACUUAAUAUUACGAAUACUAAAUAUUCGGAGACUGCAGAUAUAUCCUAAGAAUAAAAUGCCACUAUCUUUUUGGGCUACCAUGUAAAUAUACAUGCGUGUGACUGUUCAACACUAAUCUUCAUUAUUUCCUGUUAAACAUAUUUAUGAUUAUUAUCUAUGGAUGGAUCUAGAUAUAGUUGUACACCUCUUUGUAUGUAGAAACUUAUUUUUAUUUUAUUGUAAAUACACAUUUUUGGUAUAAUAAAAUAUGUUCGUGCACAAAAAA
This is a messenger RNA of Acanthoscelides obtectus, 1896 nucleotides long. The record is from the annotation of a GenBank genome assembly. Lineage: Eukaryota; Metazoa; Arthropoda; Insecta; Coleoptera; Chrysomelidae.